Messenger RNA from Polyodon spathula (Mississippi paddlefish), 6031 nucleotides. RefSeq names its product sodium leak channel, non-selective (gene nalcn). Bases 430 to 5688 code for a protein of 1752 amino acids. The record is from RefSeq and is a predicted model, not a curated record. Gene Ontology annotation, cellular component: membrane. Gene Ontology annotation, molecular function: monoatomic cation channel activity. Lineage: Eukaryota; Metazoa; Chordata; Actinopteri; Acipenseriformes; Polyodontidae. Gene Ontology annotation, biological process: monoatomic ion transport; transmembrane transport. The transcript has 45 exons.
AAACAAAGACAGCAGUACCCCUUUGUUCUCAGAAAUAAUUGUAUUUGUUUUUAUGUCGAAAACCUAACCCUGCAGUGUAACAAGACUCGCCACUAGCGAUGCCUGAAUGUUCACUGCUGCAAUGGUAUUGGUAGGAGCUCCCGGUUUGCUUGGACUGAGUAUCUGUAAUAGCAGCUGUUCAGCUGAUUUCAGAAAAAAAAAAAAAAAAAAAUCAACCUGCGACCAACCCUGUCAGAGUAAAAGGACCGGAAAACAGCAGCUGAAUAAAUAGAAUGCACGAAGCGGAAUUGAAGAUUAAAAAGGGGCAGAUUAAAACCGCACUUUAAAUGUUUCUGAACCAUCAAGCUGUUUUACGAUUUUAAAAUCCUUAAUACAAGUGAUGUCUCCUCAUCAGACCAAAAGUAGCUGCGUUUUCUCGCACGUGCCAUCAUGUUUACUGCUAUAUACUCCUUGUAUAGCACUACUAGUCCCAGCAUGCUGAAACGAAAGCAAAGUUCACGGGUAGAAACCCAGCCUGUGACAGAUUUUGGUCCAGACGAAACUCUAGCUGACAACGCAGAUAUUCUUUGGAUAAAUAAACCAUGGGUGCACUCUUUGCUCCGUGCGUGUGCAAUAAUCAGCGUCAUCUCUGUGUGCAUGAAUACCCCAAAGACAUUUGAGCAUUACCCACCCCUUCAAUAUGUGACCUUCGCCCUGGACACUCUGCUGAUGUUCCUCUUUUCUGCUGAGAUGAUAGCAAAAAUGCACAUCCGUGGCAUUAUUAAGGGGGAAACCUCCUACUUGAAGGACCGGUGGUGUGUAUUUGAUGGAUUCAUGGUGUUUUGUAUCUGGGUCUCUUUGAUCUUGAUGGUGUUUGAAAUUGCUGAUCUUGUGGACCAGAUGUCACCGUGGGGAAUGCUGCGAAUACCCAGAGCUCUUAUAAUGAUCCGUGCUUUUCGAAUUUACUUCAGAUUUGAACUCCCACGCUCAAGAAUUACUAACAUCUUAAAGCGAUCAGGCGAGCAGAUCUGGAGUGUGACCAUUUUCCUGCUUUUCUUCCUCCUCCUUUAUGGAAUUUUGGGCGUUCAGAUGUUUGGAACGUUUACUUACCAUUGUGUGACCAACGAUACACAGCCAGGGAAUGUGACCUGGAAUAAUUUAGCCAUUCCAGAUACCCAUUGCUCACCAGAUGGAGAAGGCUACCAGUGUCCAAUGGGAUUUAAGUGUGUGGAUCUCGAGGAUCUUGGGCUUAGCAGACAAGAGCUGGGUUACAGUGGAUUCAAUGAAAUAGGAACAAGCAUAUUCACAGUAUAUGAAGCUGCUUCCCAAGAAGGCUGGGUGUUCCUCAUGUACAGGGCGAUUGACAGCUUCCCCCGCUGGCGUUCCUACUUCUAUUUCAUCACUCUAAUCUUCUUCCUCGCCUGGCUUGUUAAGAAUGUGUUCAUAGCAGUCAUAAUUGAAACUUUUGCUGAAAUCAGAGUGCAGUUCCAACAGAUGUGGGGGUCUAGAAGCAACACAACAUCAACCGCUACCACACAGAUGUUCCAUGAAGAUGCUGCUGGAGGCUGGCAGCUAGUUGCUGUUGAUGUGAACAAGCCUCAUGGCAGAGCUCCAGCAUGCCUACAGCGGCUAAUGCGGUCCUCAGUCUUCCACAUGUUCAUCCUGAGCAUGGUGGCAGUGGAUGUGAUCGUCGCUGCCAGCAAUUACUACAAGGGGGAGAAUUACCUGCGCCAUUACGACGAGUUUUAUCUAGCCGAGGUCGCUUUCACCGUUCUGUUUGACUUGGAGGCACUUCUGAAGAUCUGGUGCUUGGGCUUCACUGGCUACAUAAGCUCUUCCCUUCACAAAUUUGAAUCCCUGUUGGUAGUUGGAACGACCCUGCACAUUUAUCCAGACUUGUAUCAUUCUCAGUUCACUUACUUCCAGGUCCUCAGAGUAGUUCGUCUGAUCAAGAUUUCCCCGGCACUGGAAGACUUUGUGUACAAAAUUUUCGGUCCGGGGAAGAAACUUGGCAGUUUGGUUGUGUUCACUGCCAGUCUUCUUAUUGUAAUGUCAGCCAUCAGUUUGCAGAUGUUCUGUUUCGUGGAAGAUCUGGACAGAUUCACUACCUUUCCCAGGGCCUUCAUGUCAAUGUUCCAGAUCCUCACCCAGGAAGGAUGGGUUGAUGUCAUGGACCAAACACUUGUUGCAGUUGGACAUAUGUGGGCACCAGUGGUUGCCAUUUACUUUAUAUUAUAUCAUCUUUUCGCCACCUUGAUUUUGCUAAGCUUGUUUGUUGCCGUGAUUCUCGAUAACCUGGAGCUUGAUGAAGACCUGAAAAAGCUUAAACAGCUGAAGCAAAGUGAAGCCAAUGCUGACACCAAAGAAAAACUGCCACUUCGGCUGCGCAUCUUUGAGAAGUUCCCUAACAGGCCACAGAUGGUGAAGAUUUCCAAACUCCCCUCAGAUUUUACAGUUCCUAGAAUCAGGGAAAGCUUUAUGAAGCAGUUCAUUGACCGCCAGCAGCAAGAUACGAGCUGUCUGUUACGAAGACUCCCUUCUGCCUCAUCCUCUUCCUGCGAUCAUUCUAAAAAAUCUGGUAUAGAAGAUAACAAAUAUAUCGAUCAGAAGCUCCGAAAGUCAGUUUCCAGUAUCCGUGCCCGCAAUCUUCUAGAAAAGGAAUGUGCUAUCAAUAAAAUUCUUCGAGCCUGCACUCGACAGCGCAUGCUGAGUGGGUCGUUGGAGGGCCAGCCUGCUAAAGAACGGUCUAUUCUCAGUGUACAGCAUCAUAUCCGUCAGGAGCGCAGGUCUUUGAGACAUGGCUCAAACAGCCAGAGAAUCAGCAGAGGGAAAUCACUGGAAACUCUGACUCAGGAUCACACCAGCACAGUGAGGUACCGAAACGCUCAGCGCGAGGACAGUGACAUCAAGAUGAUCCAGGAGAAGAAGGAACAGGCUGAAAUGAAACGGAAAGUUCAGGAGGAAGAAUUGCGUGAAAAUCACCCUUAUUUUGAUAAACCUCUGUUUAUAGUUGGACGAGAACAUAGGUUUAGAAAAUUCUGCCGUGUGAUUGUGAGAGCUCGUUUUAAUGCCUCAAAGACCGACCCAAUUACAGGAGCUGUCAAAAACACCAAGUACCAUCAACUAUAUGAUCUCUUUGGCUUGGUCACAUACCUGGACUGGGUUAUGAUUGUGGUCACUAUCUGUUCUUGCAUCUCUAUGAUGCUUGAGUCCCCUUUCACAAGAGUGAUGCAUGUUCCUACACUGCAGAUUGCUGAAUACGUGUUUGUCAUUUUCAUGAGCAUUGAGCUCAAUCUGAAGAUCAUGGGAGAUGGACUGUUCUUUACUCCAACAGCUGUCAUUCGAGACUUUGGUGGAGUCAUGGACAUAUUCAUCUAUUUGCUGAGUUUGAUAUUUCUUUGCUGGAUGCCACCGAACGUUCCCCCUAAAUCCGGAGCCCAGUUGUUGAUGAUGCUGCGCUGCCUCAGACCGCUUCGCAUCUUCAAACUGGUCCCUCAAAUGAGAAAGGUUGUCAGGGAACUCUUCAGCGGAUUCAAGGAAAUAUUCCUGGUCUCCAUCCUUCUGCUGACAUUAAUGCUUGUGUUUGCAAGUUUCGGCGUACAACUUUUUGCUGGAAAACUCGCAAAGUGCAAUGAUCAUCAUGUUAUCAGACGGGAGGACUGCCACGGUAUAUUCAGAAUCAAUGUGAGUGUCUCAAAAAAUCUAAAUUUAAAGUUACGUCCCGGAGAAAAGAAGCCUGGAUUUUGGGUCCCACGUGUCUGGGCAAACCCUCGGAAUUUUAAUUUCGAUAAUGUUGGGAAUGCAAUGCUGGCACUGUUUGAAGUUCUUUCAUUGAAAGGCUGGGUGGAGGUCAGAGAUGUUAUUAUCCAUCGCGUGGGACCGAUCCACGGCAUCUACAUCCAUGUGUUUGUCUUUCUCGGCUGCAUGAUUGGACUGACACUUUUCGUUGGUGUUGUCAUUGCUAAUUUCAAUGAAAACAAGGGUACAGCCUUGCUUACUGUUGAUCAGAGAAGAUGGGAGGAUCUGAAGAGCAGGUUGAAGAUCGCCCAGCCUCUACAUCUUCCUCCUCGUCCAGAUAAUGGUGGGUUUCGAGCAAGGAUGUAUGACAUCACACAGCAUCCAUUUUUCAAACGGACUAUAGCAGUGCUGGUCCUUGCCCAGUCUGUUCUCCUGUCAGUAAAGUGGGAUGUGGAUGACCCGGUGACUGUUCCAUUGGCAGCAAUGUCGGUGGUGUUUACCUUCAUUUUUGUUCUGGAGGUGACUAUGAAGUCAAUUGCAAUGUCACCUGCUGGUUUCUGGCAGAGCAGAAGAAACCGCUAUGACCUGUUGGUGACUUCCCUUGGAGUGAUUUGGGUUGUACUGCACUUUGCCUUGCUGAAUGAAUACACCUACAUGAUGGGAGCAUGCGUUAUAGUGUUCAGGUUCUUUUCCAUUUGCGGCAAGCACGUCACACUUAAAAUGUUACUACUGACAGUGGUAGUCAGCAUGUAUAAGAGUUUCUUCAUCAUCGUUGGAAUGUUCCUGCUGCUUCUCUGCUACGCCUUUGCAGGAGUGGUGUUGUUUGGCACGGUGAAAUACGGAGAGAAUAUUAACAGACAUGCAAAUUUCUCCACCGCUGGCAAAGCUAUUACUGUUCUAUUCCGAAUAGUCACAGGUGAAGACUGGAAUAAGAUUAUGCAUGACUGCAUGGUCCAGCCACCUUUCUGCACCCCUGAUAACCAUCGAUACUGGGAAACAGAUUGUGGGAACUAUGCAGGGGCUCUUAUGUACUUCUGUUCCUUUUAUGUCAUUAUUGCAUACAUAAUGCUGAGUUUACUUGUAGCUAUCAUUGUGGAGAAUUUCUCCCUGUUCUACUCCACCGAGGAAGACCAGCUUCUGAGCUACAACGACCUGCGCCAUUUUCAGAUUAUUUGGAAUAUGGUUGAUGACAAACGAGAGGGGGUGAUUCCUACAUCGCGAGUGAAGUUUCUGCUCAGGCUGCUUCGAGGUAGACUGGAAGUGGACCUGGAUAAGGAUAAACUGUUAUUUAAGCAUAUGUGCUAUGAGAUGGAGAGGCUACAUAAUGGGGGAGAUGUCACUUUCCAUGAUAUACUGAGCAUGCUGUCAUACAGAUCAGUUGACAUCAGGAAAAGCCUUCAGUUGGAAGAACUCCUAGCAAGGGAACAGCUGGAAUACACUAUAGAAGAGGAGGUAGCAAAACAGACCAUUCGCAUGUGGCUGAAAAAGUGCUUGAAGCGUAUCAGAGCGAAGCAGCAGCAGUCAUGCAGUAUCAUCCAUAGUCUUCGAGAAAGUCAGCAGCAGGAGCUUAGUCGAUUCCUCAACCCUCCGAGCAUUGAAACAACAAAACCCAGUGAGGACAUCAUUGCAAAUAGCAGUGACAACCCUUCGCAGCCGGAGACAAGCAAUCCACAGCAGUUGCUCAGUCCAACGCUUUCAGACAGCGGUGGCCAUCGUCAGGACUCAACUGAAAUGGAAAAACCUCAGAGGAAGUUUGGUCAGUGGCGUUUGCCGGCAGCACCUAAACCUAUAAGUCAUUCUGUUUCCUCUGUCAACUUGCGGUUUGGAGGUCGGACUAGCGUAAAGUCCACUGUGUGCAAUGUGAACCCUGUAUCUGAUGAGGCGUCAUCAGGCUCUGAGGUGAAGAAAUGGUGGACACGUCAGCUGACAGUGGAAAGUGACGAGAGCGGAGACGACCUAAUUGACAUUUAACUGCAUACCUUGAAGGAAAUGUGUACAAUGGUUCAGUGUACGAAUCACUAAGUGAAGCCAGGAAACCAAGUGACAUCUGAUUUUUUUUUUCUCCCAUUUCUUUGGCGCUGAUUCUUAAUACUCUAUUUUUAAGUACAUUUUCAAAGCCAUCUUUUCAUCUAAAGAAUGUAACAACUGUACAUGUUCUUUAUUUUCUUAUUCAGGGGUCUUGUAUUGUAUUUGUGUACUCUAGUAUAUGCUGUGUAUGUCAACGCCAUAUAUUGUUUUUGUUGUCAUUUUGGAGUUUUUUGCAACUCAUAAAACUGCCAAACUGUGCUCAUAAAAAAAUUAAGUAAUUACAAAA